Molecule: messenger RNA, 3233 nt
Organism: Girardinichthys multiradiatus
Lineage: Eukaryota; Metazoa; Chordata; Actinopteri; Cyprinodontiformes; Goodeidae
Gene: camkk1a
Product: calcium/calmodulin-dependent protein kinase kinase 1, alpha a
Exons: 17
Coding region: 694-2232 (512 amino acids)
Biological process (GO): CAMKK-AMPK signaling cascade; protein phosphorylation; activation of protein kinase activity
Molecular function (GO): ATP binding; protein kinase activity
Source: RefSeq, a predicted model, not a curated record
AAUGGAGGCGCAAUAUGAAAGGUUGGACUCGGUUCACGUGCGGUAUUAAAGCCAAUUAUGAAAUUCUGAACACGUGUCCAUUAGAAAGAAACCGAGCCGAGUUAUUGUUGGACGUGAAACCUAUGCUUCACUGCAGCCGGUCUUUGGUGAUUACGCUUUGUGAACUGGGCGGAUUUUAGGACCCACGGGUGGAUUCCUGUUCGAAUAAUAAAAGUUGUUGGAAUCCGUGCGCUGCCGACGUGCAAAAGCAGCCGGACUGAGUCUAUGUGCUUGUGGGCCAGCCCCGGUGCUGCUCUGAUCCUCUCCGAACGCUUCACGCUGCUGCGGCGGCGCAGCAGCAGACAGCUCAGCGUAGCGACCCCUCCGCCGCUUCACCAAUAUAUGUAGGCUAUACAGACGCAGGGAAAGGGGGAUCGUGGGCUGCUGUGUCCGCGUUUUCCGGAAGAGGGUAUGAAGCAUGGGACACAUCUCAUGUCAGCAGCUGAUCCUGCCACACACCUAACACAGAAGCCCGUCUGAUCAUCUGCUCAUCUGAACAGAAGUACGGAACAUCCUAACGGGACAUCCCUCCGGUGGAGAGCUUAAAAGCAGCCCGUUUGGGGUCAGCUGAGGACCACAGGCUAGCCCAGGUCACAUUGAUGCUGGUGGGUGCUCAUUGGUACUCUUGCAUCACAUCCACCCCCAUUGGAUGCAAUGGCAAUGAGUAGUGACCCUGGCUGUGAGAGGCUGGACCCCAACUCUCCCAAACAGACUAGUAGUCUCACAGACAUCAUGGCUGCCAUGACGACAAAAGACCCCGAAGGCUCAUCUGCCAAUGGCAUGAAGAACAGCAAGACUCAGCAAGAUGACAGGCAGGGCAAGAGGGUCCAGGUGAUGCGACCUCACCUGUCUGGGAGGAAACUGUCCCUUCAGGAGAGGGGCACCUAUCUGUCAGCAGGGUCUGAGGUAGCUUACACGCACAUUUCCCCUCGUGGGGCUCGAAGGCCCACAGUGGAGUCGAAACGGGUGUCCAUAUCAGACUCUCAGGAUUGUAUCCAGCUGAACCAGUAUAAACUGAAGAGUGAGAUUGGAAAGGGUUCCUAUGGAGUGGUCAAGCUCGCCUACAAUGAAGAUGACGACAAACAUUAUGCCAUGAAGGUGUUAUCCAAGAAGAGGCUAAUGAAGCAAUGUGGUUUCCCACGUCGCCCUCCUCCAAGAGGACCUAAGGCAGCCCAAGGAGAGCAGCCUAAAGUCUUAGGACCCUUGGAAAGAGUUUACCAAGAAAUUGCCAUCCUUAAAAAACUGGACCAUGUCAACAUUGUCAAACUGGUGGAGGUACUGGACGAUCCAUCAGAAGACAACCUUUACAUGGUGUUUGAGCUGAUGCGUAAGGGUCCAGUAAUGGAGGUGCCCACAGACACUCCUUUUUCAGAAGAGCAAGCUCGCCUGUACUUCAGAGACAUCAUCCUGGGCAUCGAGUACUUGCACUACCAGAAGAUCAUCCACAGGGACAUCAAGCCGUCUAACUUGUUACUAGGAGACGACGGGCAUGUGAAGAUAGCCGACUUUGGAGUGAGCAACCAGUUCGAGGGCAAUGAUGCUUUGCUGUCCAGUACUGCAGGGACUCCUGCUUUCAUGGCCCCGGAGACUCUGUCUGAGAAGUGCAAGAGCUUCAGCGGGAAAGCACUGGACGUGUGGGCCAUGGGAAUCACCCUGUACUGCUUCGUGUUUGGAAAGUGCCCGUUUAUUGACGAGUACAUAUUGGCUUUGCACAAUAAGAUAAAGACCAAGCCUGUGGAUUUCCCAGAAAGACCAAAUAUCAGUGAAGAGCUACAGACUCUAAUCUUGCGCAUGUUGGAUAAGAACCCAGACAACAGGAUAACAAUUCCUGAGAUCAAGAUGGACCAGUGGGUGGCCCAGGGAGGCACUGACCCCCUGCCUUUGGAGGAGGAGCACUGCUCCAUGGUGGAGGUGACCGAGGAGGACAUCCAGAACUCUGUGAAGUUUGUCCCCAGCCUCUCUGCUGUGAUCUUGGUGAAAGCGAUGCUGAGGAAGCGCUCGUUCAGUAACCCCUUUGAGUGCCCGAGCAGGCGAGAGGAGAGAUCCAUGUCUGCACCUGGCAGCCUGCUAAUGGACUCGUGGCCCUUCCGGCCCUCUUUAAAACUGCAUCCUUCACGCAGAAAGAGCAGCGCAGGGGAUGGACCCAGAGAAGGAGAGCUGGAAGACCUGCACGAAGACGAGCCUUUCUCUUGAGGUUUUAUAGGCUCCAGUGGAAAGCAGAGCCUCACUGCUUCAUGUUCUUUUUGCUUUAACCACUGUGCACUCAUGCCUUCACCCAGCAUUCAGCUCAAAUCAGUGCCACAGUAAAAAUGGCAUUCUGUUCAUAAACAAAUCAUUAAAUGUGAAAUAUUGCUUGCAUUGGCAAAAGGUUGCUUCGGCUUCUUGUUGACCUCAGAAAACCCUUCCUUUCUACUGUUCUUUCUGGAUUUCUGAGCUCAACAGCUAACAGACAAGACUGGUACCAGUGACCCACUGAGAGCAACGCUCUGGGUCAUUACCUUUUCAGAUUAAUGUUGCAGAAAAAGAUUUGCUUGUCCACUUGGUUUGCACACUAAAGUUGAAAAAGAAAUCUUUCUUUUUUAUUUCCAUGCAUGCAGCCAUGUGUAAAUCUAUUCAAAAGUUUUCCCACUGACUUCAGCAUGUUAAUGACACUGGAUCGUCUCUUCAGUGAAUUACAGGGCUUCUAACUGCUGAUCCCAGACCAGUCUUUUUAUAUUAGAGGUAUCUUUGGGCUGAUCCUGUGUUACUGUCGCAGCCCUUUUUUUCACACCGGUGCCAGCUGUAAUGUUUACGAAGAAGCAGGAUCAGAAGGCUUUGUGCUGCUUUCAUGGACCUCUGCAGGCCAGCUCUGUGAAAGAUAUCAAGCAGAAAGGACACUGGCAUUGCUAUGCAUGCACACAUUUUAAAUGGGACUGCCCCCUUCUGUAUGACAUGAAAUUACUCAUGUUAGCAGGUUAGUUCAUGCUUCUGCUUCUGCUCUAUGUGUGAUUAUUUGUAACUGUCAAACACCAUCUCUCUCCCUUUAGAUCAUAUAGUGUAAAUAACAAAGAGAACAUUUUAAAAUGCAUCAUUCUAGAUGGCUGAUAAAAAAGGAGAGGAAUCAGGAGUUUUUAGCAUGGCACGGCUUGGGGACAGAGCUACAUUUUUCAGCAAUCUGUCUCCAGAACAAAUAAAAUUCUUUAAAAAACCUCUGA